AGCUCGCCUUUGUCUUCUUCGGCGUCUUCGGCGUGGUCUCUUCUUCGACGUGGAAGGGUGUAUUGGAGAUCUGGGCUUCAGCAGCAAGGGUACAACACAGCAGCCGCUGCAUCCCUUGAUCCAUUCCACUUCAGUCGCCAUCGUGUUCGUCUCCCUCCCGCAGCUGUGUUUUAAUGGCGGACAAGAAGGAGAGCGGCUUGGCGUCGGCAUCAGGCAAAGGCGGCGGGGCAGGAGUGCCGUCCAAGACGCAGACGUCGCUCGAGGGGCUUGUGACCGACAAGCAGGUGGUGGUGCAUCCCCUGGUGCUGCUCAGCGUGGUGGACCAUUACAACAGGGUCGCCACAGGUGCGAUUUGACGAACGUGACAGAUGUCGCGCAGGGAAGGGCAAACAUCGCCAAUGGGGAUCUCCGUCUUGUCUGUCUGUCUGUCUGUCUGUCUGGUGUUGUCCCCCUUGUUUGUUCGUUCCUUCAAGGCACCAACAAGCGUGUGGUGGGUACGUUGCUGGGUGAGCUGCACUCUGACGGCAAGAUCCACGUGACCAACAGCUAUGCGGUGCCGUUUGAGGAGGACCCGCGGGACCCCUCGGUGUGGUUCGUCGACCACAACUACCAUGAGAACAUGUUCCUCAUGUUCAAGAAGGCAAGGCAUCACUCUCACACACACACACACACACACACACAAAACACACUGUUGUCGUAUCUAUCGCUGUGUGUGUGUGUGUUUAGGUGAAUGCGAAGGAGCGUGUGGUGGGUUGGUACAGCACCGGGCCGAAGAUCCGCCCGGCCGACCUCGAGAUACACGAGAUCUACAGGCGGUACAUCUCGCAGCCCGUCUACGUCAUCGUAGACCCUAAAUACAAGGUAGGUUGGUGGGCAAGGCAGACCAGCCGAACCAGCGAGGAGACCAAACCCUCUUUCUGCGCUCUGUGUCUGUGUGCCUGUGUGUCCGUGUGUGUGUGAUUGUGUUCAGGAGGAGCAGCUGCCGACAGACGCGUACAUGUCGUUUGAGGAGGCCUCUGCGGACAAAGUCUUCAGGAGGAAGUUCGUGCACAUCCCGUCGACCAUCGGUCAGUCACCCUGGACAGACAGGCAGGACACGCUCCACUCCGACGCACUUAGUCAAUCCAAUCAGCAGGUCUCAGCUCAGUCUGUCGGUCUGUCGGCUUGUCCGUUCAUAAUUAUGCUCAGACGCGUACGAGGCUGAAGAGGUGGGGGUGGAGCACCUGCUGCGCGACAUCAAGAACGCAUCCACCUCAACGCUGGCCACACGGGUUUGUGUAUGUGUAUGUGUGUGGACACACACACCCACAGGCACACACACGCGCGGCGCGGCGCGGCCGUCUCCGUCGUGUGUGUCUGCCUGCCUGCAGGUUGCCGACAAGUUGUCUUCGCUGAAGGUGAUGAUCUCCAAGCUCAACGACAUCAGCGACUACAUUCAGGACGUCAUCGACGGUAUGACACCCACCCCGCCCACUCUCAGUCUCAGUCUCUCUCUCAUUCUCUGUGUGUGUGUGUGUGUGUUUGUAGACAAGUUGCCGGCUAAUCCGAAGCUCUUAUACAAUUUCCAGGACAUUUUCAACCUGCUGCCUGACCUCGACAACGAGCAGCUUGUGCAGGCCUUCAGCAUCGAGACCAACGACAUGAUGCUCUCGCUAUACCUAGGUCAGUCAGUCAGUCAGUCAGCCAGUGGGCAGCCAACUGAACUGCGGCAGGCCAGGCCAGCCAAGACAACUGUGCAUGCCUUACCUUUCCUUGUGUGUGCACACCACACCACACCACACCACUCCUGAUAUCUGCAGGCUCGGUGAUCCGGGCGUCGAUGGCUCUGCACAACCUGAUCAACAACAAGGUCGAGAACAAGAGAAAGGCCGAACAGGCUGAACUGGUAGGGGGGCAAACCACACCACACACACACACAAACCCCUCUCUCUCACACCGCCACACUCACUGCAAUCAAUCCAUGGUUUUGUGUUGUUCACCCAGGAGAAGGAGAAGAAGAAGAGGGACGCCGAGAAGAAGGAGGCCAAGGACAAGGAGGGCGCCGAGGGGGAGGCCUCUGGGGCGGGGGGCGGCGAGGAGGACAAGACCAAGAUGGAGACGGACGAGGGGGGAGCCGACAACAAAGAGGGCGGGAAGGGCAACAAGGGCGCGGGAGGGGGAGGGGCAGACAAGAAGGGAUAGAUGGAUGGAUGGAUGGGGUGUUUUACAUUCGUCCACUAAGGUAUUGCCAUGUUUGUUUGGAUCGAUACGACCGCCAGACAGUGGCUGCUGUGCGUGCCUUACUGGUGCUGUGUGGAGACUCAGUGAUUGAAUCACUCAUUGAAUGCCGAUUCUUCGCAGUGAGUGUGUACGCCAUUUUGUAAAGCCGUG
Messenger RNA from Vitrella brassicaformis, 2370 nucleotides. The record is from the annotation of a GenBank genome assembly. NCBI's taxonomy places the organism in Eukaryota, Vitrellaceae.